AUGCGACUUGAAUGUGCACGACUCGCAGUAGUUAGGUGGGUCACAGACUGGACCCUCCGACAGGGUGACGCCAGGGCCCGACAUUACCUGCACCACGUGGGGUUGAUGUUUGGGGAAACUCCUCUCUUCACCUCCGCUCCUGCCACGCUGUUCUCCUCCUCCUUGCAUUCGCCCAUCCGCCUGACCACCUCAUCCUUCAGCCAGGACCUGCUCCGCCUUCUGCAGCUGCGUAGGGGCCCACAGACAGAGCUUUGUCCUGUACCUCCACCGGCCCUCACACUUCUGCCACCUGCACCAGACACCACUUGGGAUUUGAGCCCUCGUCCCUCACCUCAUGCCAUCGGGGCCUGUCAGUGA
Knipowitschia caucasica is the source of this 357-nucleotide messenger RNA. NCBI's taxonomy places the organism in Eukaryota, Metazoa, Chordata, Actinopteri, Gobiiformes, Gobiidae. The record is from the annotation of a GenBank genome assembly.